Molecule: messenger RNA, 1750 nt
Organism: Biomphalaria glabrata
Lineage: Eukaryota; Metazoa; Mollusca; Gastropoda; Planorbidae
Exons: 7
Coding region: 143-496 (117 amino acids)
Source: RefSeq, a predicted model, not a curated record
UAAUACCCCAUCAUUCUGCAGGAGGUCUGGACUAAGUAAACUAUCUUCAACUCUGAUGUAAAACAUUUUACAAAAAAAAAACAUAUUCCAAUUCUGACUCUGAUAAUGCUUUCUGCUUCUACUUCAACUUAGCACAUAACAUAUGUUGUUUUUUGCACAGGUCAAAGAGCAAAACAAACAAUGUGAACAUUUGAGCGACUCUGACAGCACUGAAAUAGAUCUAGACAGUUCAAUUUUCCUGCAGGAAGACAUGGGAUGGCAGCCAAUAGACCAUGAACAACCAAGCAGCCAUUCCGUGAGUGAAAAGAACUUGAGAAACACAAGCAAUGAAGUUAGUAACCUAAAGUCAAGGUUGAUAGAUGUGGAGCAUGAAAAAAUCAUGCUAGUGAAACAGCUGACACAAUUUAGAUCAAAAUACAACUACAUAACCAGACAGAAAGACAAAGAAAUCCAGAGACUCAAAAGUGAACUGGAGCGCCAAAAUGAAAAAGAGUGAGUUUUCACAGCAUGACAGUUUUUUCUUAGAAGACUUUUCACAGUGUCAACUUUGUAUUGUGGCUUUCUUCAAUUGUCAUAAAGAUCAGUGAAUUCUGUUAAUUUAGAUUUGAAAUUUUGUAACUUAAUACUGUGAUUAAAUACUGAAUUGUACCUCACCCUUGUUGCUUUUAUCUGUACAGCCAAUGAUUAUGAAUGUUAAGAAUUCCAGUUUUUUCAAAUUAUGAAUUGGGUACAGGCUGAGAAUAUUAUUUGAAUUAUGGCUUUAAAAACAAAAUAGUUUAAUUUUUAUUAUAACAAAAUGAGUUUGAUUGCACUAAAGUGUUCAACUAAAAUAAAGUAGUUAUUAAACUAAAAUUUUAUCAUGAAUUUCAAAAUAUAGUUAACCAAACAAACUUUUCAUAACUUUUGUAUUGGAGGGGGGGGGGGGCGCUAGAUAUAAUUAUUCAACUGUAUACCUACAGUUCGAUCUUAUUCUUUUAACUUUGUACAAAUAUUUAUCCAUAAUAAAAUCAGUAAUAAGGAAAAUGUUUCUUACAUAAACAUUAAUGCACAAUAAAAUAAUGUUUAAAAUGCUAGCACAAUACAAAUGUCUAGAAUAAAAAUAUAGAGCCCGGAAGCUCAAAAUUGGAACCAGUGAAAUUUGCCCAUGUGGAGUGUCACCAGAUAAUGCCGACCUUGUCCUCCAAAACUGCUCUCUUUACCAAGAGGCCUGUACUAGACACUGGCCCCAAAACACCUCAAUAGAAAGAAAACUAUACAGAGAGCUCCCUGAUUUGCGCAGUUCAUCUCAUGUAUUGGUCUAGUCUUACCAUAUUGCCUUGGAUUAAUUCUUGUUAGGACUAUUUGACCUCUGUUUAGGGUGAGUUGUAUUUUAUACUGUAACGAUAUUCUUUAAACGGAUUUGUUCAUAUUUCUAGUUUUAGAAAUUGUCUUAUUUUUAUAGGGUUUCAGUUAAUUAUUUCAUCGUUGUCGUUGAUUCAAUGCUGUGGGUUUUUGGUAUUACCCUGGACAUUGUCGUCGUCAUCUUUGUAUUGUUGGUCAGAAGUUAAUGACAGUUCUAAUAUGCUGCUAUCAUGAUUGAUGUCCGUUGGCAGUUUAUACAGAACUUAUUACAGAGACAUAUCUUUGGCAUACGAUAUGAAACUGUGAUGUUGAAGUCAGUGUUUUCAAGCAACAUAUUGGUGCUUACUUUAUUUAUGCUUUUUUAAGUUAUUACUUACAAUGAAUUUAUGACUUUUUAUCUUUAUAUUUA